AUGUCCACUUCCUCGCGUGUCGCCCUCCUCAACCCAAACAUUCGCCAUAUAGACAUUCACCACCACUACUUCCCUCCCGACCUAAAGAAAGAAAACGCCAAUGCCAACAUCGGCUGGAAGACCCCUCCUGAAAACCUGCCUUGGUCACCCGAGAUCAGUCUUCGAGCAAUGGAUGCGAUGAAGAUAGACUUUGCCAUCCUUUCAUUUCCCGCUCUGUCAAGCGGUUGCAUCAGUGACGAGAACCGGUUAACGGCGAGGAGGCGGAACGAGUUUGCUGCUAAGAUAUGUGGCACACAUCCUCACCGUUUCGGCUUUUUCGCCACUUUGCCGUUCUUGGAUGAUGUCGAAGGAUGUUUAGAAGAGCUAGCAUACGCCUUGGACGAGCUAGGCGCGUCUGGUGUCUCGGUUUCCUCAUGUUACGGUGAAGGAGCUUCAGCAAAAUACGUCGGGGACGAGUUAUACAUACCGAUUUGGGCUGAACUCCACAAGCGCAAAGCCGUUGUCUUCCUCCAUGGUAGUCAAAUAACUUCAAUGCCUUAUCCUCACCCAUUCCUCGGCAUUCCAAUAACAGAGGUCCCAAACGAAACCUUCAAAGCGGCCGCCUACCUCGUCGUUACAGGUCGCAAACGCCAAUUCCCCUCCGUCAAGAUCAUUCUCGCCCACCUCGGAGGUAGCACGCCAUUCCUCUCCUCGCGCGUUGCGGUCCUUUCGCACUACAUGGGGUGCGAACUGACCCCAGAUGAAAUCAUGGGCGACUUCAAGACGUUCUACUACGAGACAGCACUCAGUACCUCAGAACCAAACUUGGCUGCGAUGGAGCGCUGGCUGACAUUGGGUGGGACGUGGAUGAAGCGGUCAGCAAAGACAUAG
Molecule: messenger RNA, 870 nt
Organism: Cyclocybe aegerita
Lineage: Eukaryota; Fungi; Basidiomycota; Agaricomycetes; Agaricales; Hemipholiotaceae
Source: the annotation of a GenBank genome assembly